Pistacia vera is the source of this 1062-nucleotide messenger RNA. RefSeq lists its product as uncharacterized. The transcript has 4 exons. NCBI's taxonomy places the organism in Eukaryota, Viridiplantae, Streptophyta, Magnoliopsida, Sapindales, Anacardiaceae. Gene Ontology annotation, biological process: sphingoid catabolic process. Gene Ontology annotation, cellular component: endoplasmic reticulum. Bases 1 to 648 code for a protein of 215 amino acids. The record is from RefSeq and is a predicted model, not a curated record.
AUGGCAAAGAUUGGUUUAUUUGAUUUAGAAAGGCACUUUGCUUUCUAUGGAGCAUACCAUCGUAAUCCAAUAAACAUAUUUAUUCAUAUGUUGUUUGUUUGGCCAAUCUUUUUCGCUGCUCUUCUCAUUCUUUACUUCACUCCUUUCUUCAACGUCCCUCACGUAGAGUUUUCUUUCUUUGGAACCGAUUUUGUUCUGGUUUUUAACAUGGGGUUCUUGUUUGCUUUGAUAUAUUCUUUCUUCUAUAUCUUUUUGGACUUCAAAGCCGGUUCCUUGGCUGCUCUUUUUUGUCUGGUUUGUUGGGUAGCCAGCAGUUCUGUAGCGAGAUGGCUCGGAUUUUCACUUGCUUGGAAGGUUGUUCUUGUGGCUCAGCUAUUGUGUUGGACUGGACAGUUUAUUGGUCAUGGAGUCUUCGAGAAACGAGCACCAGCAUUGCUGGACAAUCUUGCUCAAGCCUUUUUAAUGGCUCCCUUCUUUGUGCUGCUGGAGGCUCUUCAAACAUUCUUCGGUUAUGAACCAUACCCAGGGUUUCGUGCAAUUGUGCAAGCAAAGAUUGAAGAUGAAAUCAAUGAAUGGCAAGACAACAAGCAGAGAUUGAUUCCCAAGGUUUGCAAUGAGGUCUCUGCUCCUUUUAGUUCACAAACAUGAUCAAGCAUAAGUAAACUGUGCCGUGCUUGUAACGUUUAUGUGUAUGAACACCAUGUGACUAAAAUGCUAAACUUGAAAUAUACAUAAGUUUUAAAAAAAAGAAAAAUGAAGAAAGGGCUAUACGGGCCAACACCUAAGAAUCAAAUAUCUCUCAGGACACAGAACAACUCUUCUCCUUUAUUCUUCUUUCCGCUCUGCCUCGACCUUUGAUUCAAUUCUUAAUCCUUUCUAAUUAAUUUUUAAAAUUAUAUUGAUCUAUUUAUUCAAAAUAGAUGAAGGAAUGCAUAUGAACUAUAGGAUAUAUGCUGAUUCUUUUGUAAUAAAUAAAAAAAUUGUUCUCCUCCAAAUCCAAGAUAACGAUAUCAUAUACGUAUUGAACAGAUACACAAUGGAAGGUUAUAAGUUUUUAGGGGU